AUGGCUUCCAGAUUAGAAGAGGAUUUCUGCUGUUCCGUCUGCCAAGAUGUCUUCAGAGAUCCUGUUCUUCUGUCAUGUAGCCACAGCUUCUGUAAAGACUGUUUGAAGAGCUGGUGGAAAGACAAGGAAGUAAAAGAGUGUCCACUUUGUAAGAGAAGAUCUUCAAGGUCAGAACCACCUGGUAACCUGGUGUUGAAGAACCUGUGUGAGACCUUCUUACAGGAGAGAGAUCAGAGCUCUUCACAUGCUCUCUGCAGUCUGCACUCAGAGAAACUCAAACUCUUCUGUCUGGACCAUCAGCAGCCAGUGUGUCUCGUCUGCAGAGAUUCAGAACAACACACUGACCACAGAUUCAGACCCAUCGAUGAAGCUGCACAACAACAGAAGAAGCAGCUUCAGAAAACUCUGGAGCCCUUGAAGGACAAGUUACAGUUUUGUGAACGUGUUAAAGUAGAGUUUGAACAAACAGCAAAACACAUUAAGGUCCAGGCCGGACGCACAGAGACGCAGAUCAAGGAGCAGUUUAAAAAGCUUCAUCAGUUUCUGGAGGAGGAAGAGGAGGCCAGGAUGGCUGCACUGAGGGAGGAAGAGGAGCAGAAGAGUCGGAUGAUGAAGGAGAAGAUUGAGGUUCUGAGCAGAGACAUAACAGCUCUUUCAGACACAAUCAGAACCACAGAGGACGAGCUGAGAGCUGAUGACUUCUCGUUCCUGCUCAACUACAAGGCUGCAGUGGAACGACUCCAGCAGCGCCCCCUGCUGCGUGAUCCACAGCUGGCCUCAGGAGCUCUGAUAGAUGAGGCCAAACAUCUGGGCAACCUGAGCUUCAACAUCUGGAACAAGCUGAAGGACCUGGUCUCCUACAGUCCUGUGGUUCUGGACCCAAACUCUGCUUAUCCAGAACUCAUCCUGUCUGAAGAUCUGACCAGUUUGAGAGGAGGAGAGAAACAGAAGCUUCCUGACAAUCCAGAGAGGUACAAUCAAUACUUCUCAGUCCUGGGAUCUGAGGGUUUUAACUCAGGGACUCACAGCUGGGACGUCCUGGUUGGAGACAGUACAGACUGGAGACUGGGUGUAACAGCAGAGUCUGUCCUGAGUGGGACAAUCAUAGGGUCUGGAGGUUGGGGGAUAUUCUUCAAUAGUGACAAAUCAUUGUCACUAUCAGCAUCAUCUGUUCCCUCUCUGCAGAAGAUCCAGAAGAUCAGAGUGACACUGGACUGGAACAGAGGAGAACUGUCGUUCUCUGAUCUUGAUACUAACAAACACAUUCACACCCUCAGACGCACUUUCACUAAGAAGAUGUUUCCAUACUUUCGCGAUAUAGAUCCCUUGAAGCUGUUACCUGUGAAAGUCUCUGUGACGCUGGAUCAGAGCAGUUAGAGAUAAAGAUUUUAUUCAUCAUGUUUAUUUCUUCAAGAGAAAUCUGCUGAAAUUAAAAGUUAAAC
This is a messenger RNA of Limanda limanda (common dab), 1442 nucleotides long. RefSeq names its product nuclear factor 7, brain-like. NCBI's taxonomy places the organism in Eukaryota, Metazoa, Chordata, Actinopteri, Pleuronectiformes, Pleuronectidae. The record is from RefSeq and is a predicted model, not a curated record. The transcript has a single exon. The coding region runs from base 1 to 1377 and encodes 458 amino acids. Gene Ontology annotation, molecular function: protein binding; zinc ion binding.